This is a messenger RNA of Solea solea (common sole), 4382 nucleotides long. RefSeq names its product elongation factor RNA polymerase II (gene ell). Lineage: Eukaryota; Metazoa; Chordata; Actinopteri; Pleuronectiformes; Soleidae. The record is from RefSeq and is a predicted model, not a curated record. Gene Ontology annotation, cellular component: transcription elongation factor complex. The coding region runs from base 50 to 1984 and encodes 644 amino acids. Gene Ontology annotation, biological process: snRNA transcription by RNA polymerase II; positive regulation of transcription elongation by RNA polymerase II; transcription elongation by RNA polymerase II. Gene Ontology annotation, molecular function: cis-regulatory region sequence-specific DNA binding. The transcript has 12 exons.
UCAGUUUACAACAGUGUGCGUCCGUGCGCGUGGUGGGAACGGUAGCAAGAUGGCGGCGCUGAAGGAGGAGCAGUGCUACGGACUGUCCUGUGGAAGAGUGAGCAACGGCAGCAAUGUCUCCGUCUUUCACGUUAAACUCACUGACAGCUCACUGAGAGCGUUUGAAGGCUAUCGGAGCAGCAAGGUGCUGUCAUUACAACCGUUGAUCAGAUUUAAUGGAAAUCAAGGGAAAAUUUCAAUACCACGGUCAGAAAAUUCCAGUGAACUGCAAACGUUUACUUUCUACCUGUCAAAUGUGGGCAGAGAUAACCCCCAGGGCAGCUUUGACUGCAUCCAGCAGUACAUCACCAGUGAAGGGAGCAUUCAGUUGGAUUGUUUGGGUGGGAUCCAGGACAAGAUUACAGUAUGUGCUACAGACGACUCGUACCAGAAGGCCAGGGAAAGCAUGGCCCAGGUUGAGGAGGAGACGCGCAGUAGGAGUGCCAUUGUCAUCAAACCAGGGGGAAGAUAUGUAGGCAAAAAGGUUCAGAUACGGAAACCAGCACCUGGCCUCUCAGACAUCGCUCCAUUGCGGCGAACAUCUCGGCCCGUCAUCAUCUCUAGCAAUUCCCUAAAGAAAGGUGCGACUCAGAACCGGCCGCUGCGAGAGCGCCUCAUACACUUGCUGGCCCUUAAGCCGUACAAGAAGGCUGAGCUGAUCCUACGGUUGCAGAAAGACGGCCUCACACCAUUAGACAAAGACUCCCUGGACAGCCACCUGCAACAGGUGGCAAACCUCAGUGGGAGAGACGGCACCUUCACAUUGAAGGAUUUUUUAUACAAGGAAAUUCAGAAGGAAUGGCCUGGCUACACAGAAGGAGACCAGCAGCUUCUCAAGAGAAUCUUGUUUAGGAAGCAAUGCCAGACCCAGAACAGCUCUGCGCCUCCACCAGAGAGCCCCCCCAAAGAGCUGCCCAGCAGCUCACCCUCUCAGAAACGACCUGCUGCUGACUUCAUUGACCCUCUUGUCAACAAAAAGCCCAGAAUAUCACACCUCGCCAGCAAGGCUGCAACAGCCCCAGUUAAUGGCAAGUUCAGCUCCUCCGACGGGAAAGCAGAGGCAGGAGGAGCACAUGCAGAGGUGGUUUCGAUGUCAGACAGCAGCGUGACUUCCAGCUCCCAGCAGCUAUCUGUGCUGGACAUCCCUCGUCCUUUUGAAGCACUGUCAGAUGUCAGCAAUGACUCCAGCCACAAUGGGAGAGACUGUGACUCUCAGGAAACAGCAGUAUCUGACAGGCUCAGCCAACCCCCUUCACUCUUUUCUGUGUCAGCGGUGCUCACUGCACCCAGCAUCAGCACAUCAUCUCCUGGACACUCGCUCCUGGACGGUCCCCGGGAUAAGGGUCUUUCGUCCUCAAACAGCAAAUCCAAGAAGAAGUCGAAAAAGCAUAAAGAGAAGGAAAAGAGCAAAGGCAAGGAGAGGGUAAAAGAAAAGGAGCAAGAGAAGGGGAAGGAGAAGAGUCAUGCGGAAUGUUUGCCUGAGCCUAAUAAAGCCUGUGAGAUAAGCCCUGGAAACCUCAAAAGCAACAGUAUUCCACAGAAAAGCACAGAUCUGAAUGGAAUGUGCAACAAUAUCAGUAUCUCUUCAUCAUCACCUGAGGUGGCAGACUACUCAUUGAAUUACACAGUAAUUGGCUCUCCAGAGCAGCGCCAGAGGUAUAAAAACGAUUUCAACGCCGAGUACAGUGAGUACCGGGGUCUGCAUGCUCGGAUAGAGGGCAUCACUCGGCAGUUCACUGUGCUGGACAAUGAGCUCAAACAACUACAACACGGCACAGACAAGUAUAAGACAAUCCACAAUCAGAUUCUCCAAGAGUAUCAUAAAAUAAAAAAGACUAAUCCAAACUAUAGCCAAGAGAAGAACCGCUGUGAAUAUCUACACAACAAACUGGCACAUAUAAAGAGACUUAUCGCUGAGUACGAUCAACAGCAACUCGAAAAGUAGUCGUUGGACAUUGUUUCCCUGUUAUCUCUGGAAACCAUGCAGAUAAAGGAAAACUCUGGAUUCCACUUGUGCUAAAGAAAUGUUCUCAUGAAAGAUGCCAUGAAAGGAGCGUUUCCCUCAUUGCAACCAAAGGCUUCAGUGAGGACUGAGCAGGACACAUGAUCUGUUUCUCGUUCCUUUUAUUUGUUUCUCCUCCUCCUUUUGGAAACAUGGGACUGGACCCAGCGUGGCCAGGUCCAUAAGUGUAGUUGCAAUGCAUUCAGAAAGAAAGGUUUUGUGGUUUUGUGGCUUUGUCUUUCUCAACAGCCCAUCCUGCUUUAAGUGCACGGUGGUUUGAAAGAGUCAGUAUCUUGGAAAUAAACCGUUCCUACUUUUGAAACUGGAAGGAAGGGGACACUGAGAUGAAUACUGCUGAUUUUAAGCCAAGAGCAACUCAUUUUGUUUUUGUGAAAAGAAAAAUUAAGUUAUCAUGCAUCUGUUUUCCCCCAUAUACUGAAACUAAUAUUGUGAUGUUCUGUUUAGUUUUCUGUCUUCCUUUCUUUUUAUUUAUUUUGACACUUAACUGUGGGGAAUGAAUCCUGUUUUACACUCCUCAAUACCAGUACCUAAAAGCUGUCUCUUAUCUUUGAGUCUUGAUUGUCGGACAGUAUUUUAUUCAGAAGCUGCCUUGCCCAUGUAGUCGUCAGAUCCGUUGGCAUUCAUAAUUAUGUCUCUUUUAAAGAGAUGCAGAUAUCACUCUUGGUGAAAUCAUAACCAAUGCCUCUUAAUGCACAUGGUCAGUUGCACAUUUGUGCACCUGGCUAUUCUUUUCUAAAACCAUGUGCAGAUGUCUUAAUAAUGGGGACGUGUUUUCAUUCACGAUAAGCUGCGUUCGUUCUGCACUUACAGCAGUUUUCAUCAUAGCUUAUCUCGAUUAAGAUCUUAAUUGGUUGUCAAUUUCACGAUCAUUUGUGAUGCUUUUUGUAGCAAAAGAGUAAUUCAAAGAUAUCUAGAGAGAUAAUUGACCGCUCUACACUUCAUCACCAACUAUGGGAGAUCCUCUAAUUGUAAGAUGAUGCAGAUGGGAGAUUCAGAUCUGUGUUGUUGUUUUUUUCUUUCAUCUUCUAAGUGUUUAAAAAAAAAAGUCUAGGUUCAUCCACAGAUCUGAUAUCUCUUUUGUUAUUAUUGUUAUUAUUAUUAUUAUUAUUGCUAGUUUUAGUUAUGUUUAAAACAACAGUGUUUUGGGUUUUUUUGUCUGCUCAUCGCCCCUUAUGGUAGAACAUUCAAGACGACUGUUAAGAUGAAGCCAUGGUUGAUCGUUCUCUGAGUGGAGAGCAGUGGACCCUCAGCUCAGAAGACUUGUGACCACUUUUUGCCUUUUCAAAUGUGAUGUCAGAUAUUAAGCGGAGGGAGAUGCGGAAACGGCAUCACCCCGAAGUGUCGCGUCAUGACGGAUUUAAUCGACGUAGCCGCAGACAAAUUAGAAAUGCUGUACCAGAAGUUGAGCGCAGUCACCUUAAGUAUUUCUUAUAUCGAUCUUUUUAUGUGAACAUGAAAAAUCAGCACUUUUUUGUCUAAAUGACACUUUUCUCUUUGUCCAUCAGAGUGCAUGCUUUAUGAAUGUGUUACAAUGAACAGUCUUUGUGUCUUUACUUGAAAACAAAUACAAGAGAAACUGCCCAAGGAGAUCACAGUCCAAGCAAAGUUAACAUGUAAUCAUUUGACAUGGAUCUGACCUGCAGAUUUACCAAAGUGUUGACCAAGACGAAGAUGAAAUGUGACGCUCAACCAAAUUCUCUAGUUUGUGUUCUCACUUCUUUUGUCUGUUUUCUUGUAAGAAGUUUACUUCAGACAGGAUUUGCAUGACUGGGCUCAAGUGUUGUUCACAUUAUGUCAGGCUUUAAAGUGAUAUCACUGUCCCAUUUCAAACACUACAUGCAGGCCAGUGCUCUGAGGCUCGGCACACGCCGACUACGUUGUUCGAGACCAAGACUGGAUCUGGGACUUGAUGAAAUGACACUCGCCCAGUACUGCAACCUUGAUUCUCACUGUCAUUAUUUACUGUAAACACUCAGACAUAAUUACUGCAUUACACCCCUUUUAUGGUCACAAUCCAUGGUGAGUGAGUUCAUUAGUAAACACAUUUUUGCUGUGAUGGAGAACAAACUGUUGGAAAGUCAUGAAAUGCCAGCACAGGAGUACAGUUGUAUGAAUUGUGCCAAAAUGAUGUGUUGUAUAGGUUUUUUUUUGUUUUUUUUUUUCCUUUUCUUUUCUCUGAGUAUAUACAUGCUGCUGUAUUAGCAAAGAGGGCGUUGGAGAAGAGUCAUGAAAUGUUGAUGCUAAUACCCAAAGCAUGCUUUUUGAAAACCAUAAGGGAACGGGACUGAAAUUGUUUCAAUAAAAUUCUUUAAAAUCCUUA